Hyalella azteca is the source of this 3154-nucleotide messenger RNA. RefSeq names its product lymphokine-activated killer T-cell-originated protein kinase. The record is from RefSeq and is a predicted model, not a curated record. Gene Ontology annotation, biological process: protein phosphorylation. Gene Ontology annotation, molecular function: ATP binding; protein kinase activity. NCBI's taxonomy places the organism in Eukaryota, Metazoa, Arthropoda, Malacostraca, Amphipoda, Hyalellidae. The transcript is spliced from 8 exons. The coding region runs from base 7 to 1542 and encodes 511 amino acids.
UGAAGCAUGUUUUCUCACAGAAUCUUCUUAUACAUAACCUUUAAAAUGAGUGAUUCAUCCAAAACUCCUAAUGCCAUUCAUUCCAAAAAUGACAUUAGCAGAGCUAGUAGAGGGAAAAAAUCUACCCAUGAAAUUGGAAAAGAAAUUCUCACAAUCCCUGCGUCACCAGCAAUGAAGAAAAUAGGAUUUGGCUCAGGUGUUUCUGUCUUCUUGCUUGAAAGAUACUCCCCAAGCAGAGGAAGUUUCAAAUCUCCUUGGGCCAUCAAGAAAAUAAACAGUCGUUUGCUGAAAGGUGCUUCAGGCAGCAAACACAAGGGGAGUGAUGAUAUUUUCAGCAGUCGCUUGUAUGCUGAAGCUGAGCUGCUGCGUCGCCUCAAUCAUCCAAAUAUUGUUUGCUUCAGAAGUUACACAACUGCUGCUGAUGGAGCUAAGUGUUUGGCAAUGGAGUCUGUUGAACGUGACCUGAGUUCCAUCAUUGAAGACCUGCGCCUUGCUGGUCAGGUUGAUCCUCUCCCAGUGCAUGCGCUCACCAGGGUUUGCCAGGACGUGUCGAGUGCUCUGCACUACCUGCAUGAAGAGCAGCAGCUGCUGCAUGGGGACCUUAAGAGCGCUAAUCUUCUUGUCAAAGGAGAUUUUCAACAGGUUAAGCUCUGUGACUUUGGGGUUAGCCUCAAACUUGACAAGAUGAUGGUGGCGUUACCAGGCCAGCACUACAUAGGCACCGAAUGCUGGAGUCCUCCAGAGACUGUGCUGGGGGAUGCACCUCCUACUGACAAGGCCGACGUCUUCGCCUUUGGUCUGACAAUCUGGGAGUGCCUGACGCUGGACUUCCCGCACGUGCACUUGCUGAGCAGCGAGGAGGGAGAAGAGCUGCUCAGCGAAGAGGAGCAAGAUCUCAAGUGUGAAGCGAGGGAGGAGAUCUUCCAGAAAAUGAUUGGUACGCGCCCUGGUCUCCCGAAAAGCAUCAGCGACGUCGGAGCGGCCUACACUCCGUUCCUGGAAGCUUUUAAUCACUGUACCAAUGCAGAUCCUUCCGACAGACCUUCUGCUGCGCAGCUCGUGCUGGUCUUUGCUCUUCUCGAUGCUCCUGCUCCAGAGGUAGCAGGGUCUUUGCAAAUGAAAGAUAAAAACAGAUCUGCUGAACCAAUUCUCAUUGAUUUUGAAACGUCGCAAGAUACUGAAGAUGAUAGCCAUGACUUGUCACACUCGGUCAACUCGACAGUGAAUCUUGAUUCCACUGAAGUUGCUGAAAGCAGCUGCAAGGUACAUGACGAGUUUACAGACGAGGAAAGCCGGCUUGAAAAUGAUGACGAAGUUGAACCUAACGCAGAAAACGGAAAUGAUUCAAGCCAUUGUGGCUCAAUAGAGGACAUUAAAGAUGUCCAGUCUAAUGAGGAAGAAUCUGAAAUAUCCAACAAAGAGAACUCCUGUCUUCUGAAGCCUAACUCGAUGCCUCUCCAUGUGAACGGGAAAAAGAGGUCCAGUAAAGAUUGUUGCCUCAGCUCUUCACCUUGCAAGAAACGAGCGCGUCCUUCUUGCUGAUUGUAUCAAAAGAAAUAAAGGUUAGCUUGUUUUCUUGCUUCAAGCGUAGUUAAAAAAUAUAUAUUCAUUUUAUUUGCGUAAAACUUAAAUUGCGUAUUCGAUUUGCAAUUCAUAGCCAUGCAUUUUUCAUUAAUAUUUGAUACCUAAAGUGGGCAAGAGUAAAGCUGAGGUAAUAAGGCAAAGCGUAGGAUAUUUGGGUUCUAUUUGAGAUUUCAUUUUGGAAAUGGCAAGAUGAAUAAAAAUAAUCUGACUAUCCUACGUUUUACUCCUAUUACCUAGGGUUUACUCAGGCUUAUGUUAUCCAUGUAGACUGUGAGUUGAAGCUAGCCGUAACGCUGUUUAUUUUACUUAAUCUAGAAAAUGUAAAUUCUGGUCUUGUUAUUACAUUAAUUUUGUAGCUCUCCAAUUUGUAACUGUGGAGCGUUUUGGAUGAACCAUUCACUAUCUUCCCAUAAUAAAUUAUUAGAAUGGUUUACCUAUAUAGACAUGCCAGCAUCUUCACUAUAAUUUUCACGGUCCUUUACCUUCGGAACAUUCCUCAAAUCUAUUAAUUUCAACAUCAAUAUCCAGUAUCUUGUACGCCAUAUGAAUACACUACCUAUGGCAUAAGCUACAUUUUUCAUUUUUACAUCCGGUAAUAAUACAUUGAUAACCUUCGAUCCCGUUUUAAACUGACUGUAGCUCUCGUUAUCAUUGCUACGUUUGGUAUCAACGCGUGACUGUAUCCAUGGGCAAAAGAUUGGACUGUAAGACUUAAAGCAUAAGUUUUUUUGGAAUGUAAUAUGCAGCGAUUGUGUUCCCAAUUUUUUAAGCGAGACCCGUUAGCCAUUUAAUUUUGGGUUUCGGUUGUUUUCGCUAAUGAAUGCACCAUGAUAACAUCUGCAAAUUCAAAUAGAAAGAAAAAAAUGUGAGGUUAGAUUGACAAUCUCUCUGAUAACAUUAAUUUUUUUCAUUAGCAUGUCGGUGCGAUGAAAUGAAAAGAAGUUCUGUAUGAAAACCCCAUGAAUAGGUGAAGGUAGUCGGCGAAGGAUUUGAAUUUUACGAUUCGGCUAGUAAAUAGUCUCUCGUUGUCACUGUUUCGACCACGUAGUCAUUGACCUUCUUCCUCACAAUAAUACUCAUUAUCUUCAUUAUAAGUACGGACAGCUCGUACUAAUUUCCUGGAGUAUUAUUAAUAAUGAAUUAUAGAAUGCUUUGGGAUCGUUUGACGAAGUAUGUAUUUCUGCUAGACUACGUAUUAGAAAAGACUUUGCCUUAUGCCCGCUAAUUUAAAAUUUUCACCUAGUCUAUCUUGGUUUCGGUAUUUCCCUCCUAUUAUAGAACCUUUAGACACGACGACGUUAUCAAAUAUUAUUUCUUUCCAAGCUGGAAAAGAAGACCUCCAGCCCAACGCGGGUGCAUAUUACUACAUUUAUUAUUUUUUGUUUACCUAAUUUAUUAAGAAAUUGAAAUUAUGGCCGUUCAUUGCAACGAUGAUUAUCCCGAUAAUGUCGUUACCAAUUUUUUUAUUUAGAAAAUGUGUCAAAUCUCUUAGUCUUAGCAAUCUUAUUCAUAAAUUUGGAGAUAUCUUUGUGCAUUCUACGACUGGAGCAAUAAUUACUUUUAUCGGCAA